UUAUCCACGGUUUGGAUGUGGCUGCUCUCGAGGUUUUUUUCUUUUAAAGCUCCUAAAACUGCUUCAUUCUUUCUGACACUUGUUGCUGCUACUUGCGCAUCACUGGGAGAGUCCAUCCGAACCGCUUCAGCUUCUCCUUUGGGAUUUCCCGCGGGGAGUGAUGAACUCCAUCGACCCACAGUCCCAUCAACAGCACCACAGUUCUCCUACCGUCGGCUCUCUCCCACAUAAAGGCGCCCAGGAGUCCCCGGACAUGGCAGCUGCUGUCUACUGCGACAACUUCAGCAGCGUGUACCACCAGCAGAGCCUGCAGGGCGCGCAAAGACCGGCCAGCUACGGUCUCGGGGACUACGCCUCCUCUCCGAACCCGUACCUGUGGCUCAACGGGCCGGGCGUAAACUCCCCCGCGUCUUACCUUCACGGCAACAACCCUGCGUCGUUCAUCCCGCCCUCCUACGGCUCGCAGCGGCAGUUCCUGACCAACUCACCUGGGUUCGGAGGGCCCGACCUGGGCUGGCUGUCCAUCGCCAGCCAGGAGGAGCUACUGAAGCUGGUCCGUCCGCCCUACUCCUACUCCGCUCUCAUCGCUAUGGCCAUCCAGAAUGCGCAUGAAAAGAAGCUGACCCUGAGUCAGAUUUACCAGUAUGUGGCUGACAAUUUCCCUUUUUAUAAGAAGAGCAAAGCUGGCUGGCAAAACUCCAUCAGGCACAAUCUCUCUCUGAACGACUGCUUCAAAAAAGUCCCGAGGGACGAGGAUGACCCAGGAAAGGGAAAUUAUUGGACGUUGGACCCAAACUGUGAAAAGAUGUUUGACAACGGUAACUUCCGGCGGAAAAGGAAAAGACGAUCAGAUCCCAGCAUUUCUGGAGGAGCUGCUGCCUCAGCCACAAAGCUUGAGGACAGCAGGCCAACUGUGGUGGGCUCAAUGAAGCCCCCAGACAGCCCCCAGCUCCUCGGGGCUUCUUCUCCAGAGAUGGAAGUGAUAAAUGAAAAUCACAAAAGCUCAUCUUCAUCGCCGGCCGGGCUUGCUUCGGCUGCUCCGUGUUUUAAUAACUUUUACGGCAACAUGUCCACUCUCAGCUCAGGGGUCCCCAGUCGACAGGCGCCCCUCGGACUGGUGAACGAGCUGUCGAACAGGAACAUAACGGCCCUGAGCCCGUACCAUCCCGGCGGCAGCGGGCCAGAGGCAGGGGCUCCAGAUCACAGUGAGGGCUUGCAUUUUAACCGGGGAGUGUACUACAACACGUUCGGCAGCGGGCAGAGUGGACAGUUUAACAGUCACUUCUACAACAGCUUCAGUGUGAACAGCUUGAUUUUUCCCAGGGAUGGGACUGAGCUUUAGGAGACAUCUGUACACGUGUUCAAAGACUUUCUCUGAGAAUCUCAUUCAGAAUAUGCAUACACUACCAGCCAAAAGUUUCUUUCUUAUUCAACUGAGCGAGAAACUGUGUCCAAUCAUUUGACUGGGAGUGUAUAUGCACAUACAUUCAAUAUUUCAUAGACAGAGCUUUAGUGCCAUUCACUGAUUACCAUCAAAGAGCUUAAAACUGCAAAAAUCUACAUAUUUUGCCAAAACCUGCAAAAACGGACCACUUGUCCUUCCUUUUUUAAUCAAAGUUACUUAAAUCCUGUAACAUCAAAUAGGAAAUUAUCUUACAAAUUUGUCUUGACUUUUGUCUUUUAAAUACAAUCUUUCAUUUGAUCAACCUUCAUUUUCUCUAGCUGAGCCCAAACCUUGACAGUUAUUAGUUUUAAGUGAUAGAAGGGCUCAUUCAUUUUUAACACAAAGCUGCCAAAGUUGCCUAUGUGACACCACCAGUACCUCAGAACAACAGUCAUGUAUUAGAGUAGCCCACCAAGGGUUUGCAUUAUUUCUUACACAAAUGCAGUUAUAUUUAAGCGUACACUUAUAUGUACUGAGAAAGAGCUUGCCUUAUGAAACAGGGCUGGUUUUUGGUAUUGAGAGAUUUUAACAACUUACAGUUUCAAAAUCGCUAAAGUUAUCUUUAUACCGUUCCUACAGUUUAAAGUCCCUUUAAUGAGUUGACAGCAAAAGCACCGGAGUAACCAGAGCUUUUCCUGGUGUAUGGAAGAUAGAACAUGCAGAGCUGCCCCUCCCCCACAUGUUGCUACACACUGCUUGUGAGCUGGCUGGGAAAAAAUACUACACAUUUCCCAAGCUCACAAGAAAAACAGAUUUGUGUAUUUGGAAAUAUUUCCAGUUGCAAAAACAGACACAGUCAUGGUGUGGAAACUUAAGGAACAUUACCCAUUACUCUUUGUAAUAAAAUGCUGUUUUAUAACUGCAGUUAGGAAGCCAAAAUUGACAUGUUUGCUAAGCAGUACGUUGCAGACUCACUACCCCAGCAGAUAAUCCAACUAAUUAUUGAGCUAAUUAUAUUAGCUUGUUGUUCUUUUGUUACCCCAUAACAAGCAGAACACCUAAAGCGUAUAAUAUUCUCCCCAAUAAGCACUUGAAAACUACUGCCAAAUUUUUAUGCAAGACUGUGUACCAAAAUUAAAAUAACAAUAAAUAAAUGUCACAAAUUACAUUUUUAUAACAGUGAUAAUCAAUACAUCAAUUAAAGACCAGUUUGAAUAGUUUUUGCUUUUCUGAUUUGAUUAAAAGCAAUUAGAUUAUGUUUUACAUGUUUUGUUUUAAAAUCUUGUGUAAAUACUGUGAAACUGUGGUCUUACUAAAGGUUAUCUCACCAAGAGAAUUUUAUACCAGCUCCAUGCUUAUUGCCUUACUUCUGCUGUCCUCCCUGUUGACUGAAACCUCAGCACUGUGGCUUAUGUAAAUUGACAUGGACUUGAUAGAUGUGUAUUUUUGUACAUUUGAAAAAUACUUUUGUGAAUAUUUAUGCUAUUUAUGUUCAUAGGCAUUUUCUACUGUUUGUCCAAAACACUGUCUGAUCAAAGAGGCAAAUAUCAGCUUACAGAAUGCAGCAAAAAUAGUAUCACUAAAACACAGAUUUUUUUGUGAAUAUAUAGUAUCUGUAAACAAUAUAUUCAAAGUUCUAUCAUGUUUUUUUCCCCUCACGAUUCAAUCUGACAAUCGUUAAAUGGAUUUUAUAUCAAUUAGUGAUAUAUUUGUUCUUUACUGUUUAGACAACAUGCAUCCUACCAGCAGUUUGAUUAUUAAUAAAUGUGAUGCAGUCUCUAA
Molecule: messenger RNA, 3166 nt
Organism: Girardinichthys multiradiatus
Lineage: Eukaryota; Metazoa; Chordata; Actinopteri; Cyprinodontiformes; Goodeidae
Gene: foxi2
Product: forkhead box I2
Exons: 2
Coding region: 161-1342 (393 amino acids)
Biological process (GO): regulation of transcription by RNA polymerase II; cell differentiation; anatomical structure morphogenesis
Molecular function (GO): DNA-binding transcription factor activity, RNA polymerase II-specific; RNA polymerase II cis-regulatory region sequence-specific DNA binding
Source: RefSeq, a predicted model, not a curated record